Chenopodium quinoa (quinoa) is the source of this 2107-nucleotide messenger RNA. RefSeq names its product lysophospholipid acyltransferase 1-like. The transcript has 8 exons. Gene Ontology annotation, biological process: triglyceride biosynthetic process; phospholipid biosynthetic process; lipid modification. The record is from RefSeq and is a predicted model, not a curated record. Gene Ontology annotation, cellular component: endoplasmic reticulum; membrane. The coding region runs from base 421 to 1809 and encodes 462 amino acids. Gene Ontology annotation, molecular function: acyltransferase activity. NCBI's taxonomy places the organism in Eukaryota, Viridiplantae, Streptophyta, Magnoliopsida, Caryophyllales, Amaranthaceae.
AUCAAAGAUUGUUACCCCUUUUGGUCAUUAUCAUUAAAGGCACAACCUAAGCAACCCAAAACUUGAACAUAACUCUUUCUCUUACAGCCAGAAGUCUACAAUUGGUCUACUGUCACUGAAACUCUGAAACCAACUCAAUUAACCCAUAAAUGAUAAAUCCAAAUAUACCCAAUUGAAAAAACCCAAUUUAAUCCACCAAAAAAAAAAAAAAAAAAAACAGUUGCACAUCAACUUCUUCCUCCAACAAAUCUCUGAUCAGUCUCACACAAUUUACACAUCUCCAUAACUUCUUGGGGGUCCACUACUCAAUUUACCCAUCUUCUACUCUCCUUAUUUUCAUCCACCCUUUUAUUUAAUUAAUAAUUAACUCGUCUUCGUCUUCCCCAAAACUCAGCCAAACAACUCGGUGACUCGCCAACCAUGGACCUCGACAUGUCGUCCAUGGCGGCUGCUCUGGGGUUAUCAGUACCAGUGCUCAGAUUCCUCCUAUGCUAUGUUGCCACAAUACCCAUUAGCUUUUUAUGGCGUUUGGUACCAAGAACUCUUCCGAAACACAUCUAUGCUGCUUUUACUGGGGCCCUUCUUUGUUACCUUUCUUUUGGGGUUUCUUCCAAUCUUCAUUUUCUUGUUUCUAUUUUGAUUGGGUAUCUUUCUAUGCUUGUUUAUCGACCUAAAUGUGGUCUCAUCGCUUUCUUCGCCGCAUUUGGGUAUUUGAUUGGUUGCCAUGUUUAUUACAUGAGCGGAGAUGCAUGGAAGGAGGGUGGAAUCGACACUACUGGUGCUCUGAUGGUCUUGACGCUCAAAGUCAUCUCAUGCGCAAUAAAUUAUCAAGAUGGACUAUUGAAAGAUGAAGACCUACGUGAAGCACAGAAAAAGAACCGGUUGCUGAAAAAGCCCUCCUUGAUUGAAUAUGUUGGAUAUUGCCUCUGCUGCGGGAGUCACCUUGCUGGACCUGUAUUUGAAAUGAAGGAUUAUCUUGAUUGGACAGAAGGAAAAGGGCUUUGGAGUCCAUCGGAGAAACAGCCAUCACCUUGGGGUGGAGUAGGUCGGGCUCUUCUUCGAGCUGCUAUAUGCAUGGCUCUCUAUUUGAAUUUGGUGCCAUAUUUCCCCUUGUCUACUUUUACGAACCCCUCGUAUGGGGAAUGGGGAUUCUUUAAAAAGCUGGGUUAUCAGUACUUGUGUGGAUUUACAGCACGGUGGAAGUAUUAUUUCAUCUGGUCUAUCUCGGAAGCUGCUACAAUAAUUUCAGGUUUUGGAUUUAGUGGAUGGACAAAUACAUCCCCACCAAAGCCCAAGUGGGAUCGUGCCCAAAAUGUCGAUAUCAUUGGAGUUGAGUUGGCAAAGAGUGCGGUUCAGAUACCACUUGUCUGGAAUAUACAAGUCAGCACCUGGCUCCGCCACUAUGUCUAUGAGAGACUGGUCCAGAAGAACAAGAAGGGUGGUUUCUUUCAGCUGCUCGCUACACAGACAGUCAGUGCUGUUUGGCAUGGACUAUAUCCUGGCUACAUAUUUUUCUUUGUUCAGUCGGCUUUGAUGAUUGCUGGGUCUAAAGUAAUUUACAGAUGGCAGCAAGGUGUAUCUGCGGGUAUUUUGAAGAAGCUAUUGACAUUUGUAAAUUUUGCAUAUACAAUGCUGGUUCUGAAUUAUUCAGCAGUUGGUUUUAUGGUACUAAGCUUGCAUGAAACCUUGACUGCGUACGGAAGUGUGUAUUACAUUGGCACCAUUGUUCCUGUCGUCCUUCUAAUACUGGGUUCUGUUGUCAAACCUCCAAGACCAGCAAGGUCAAAAGCUCAGAAGAAGGAAUUGUGAUGCGGAUAAACCUUACACGGUCUCUUCUUGUGCAUCCAAAACCCAGAGGAAUGUUUCGUUUUGGAUAACUCAAAUUUAAUCAGUUCUCAUCACAGACCAACCUGAAGUAUUGAUCAUGCUUUUAGCUGCUUUCAUUCUGCUGUUGCAAAAUCUUUAUUUUUGAGGUUCUGUUUUGAAACUAUGCACGUCAUUGCUUGUAUUUGGUUUUUUUAGCAUUACUUAGAAUUCGAAGUUUGCUUAAACAAUAGAGCCAAAGUUUAGAAAUGACAAAUCUUGUGCUGCCUUUCAAAUUUGAUUA